UCUCGCGCUCAGGUCACGUGCUGCUGUGUGUUGACUGCAGGGAGCUCGGAGGCUAACGGCAGAGCGAGCUGUCCUCCGAGGACAAAACGAGCCGAAAGACAAACCCCGACGGAGACAGCGCGCAGGCAGGUGGAGGUAUGAGUUGACCACCACGAGGCCGGUAACAUUCACAGGGCAAUCAGGUGUGAAUUGGAGCAACAGGAUGCCCGUCCCCCCCGCCCCACCUCGGGGACCCCCAGCCCCCCCCACCUUCAGCCAGGCCAACACCACGCCCCCAAAAGCUGAGCCAGAAGGAAUAGGACGGCGGCGGUGCCCUGCUGAGGAUAGCCCAAAGGAGGUGGAGCAGCAGGAAGCCAACGCGUCUUCUGGACAGUCUCCCUCCAGUCGCGUGGCAGCCGCCCGUCAUCGCCAUGAAGACCCAGAAAGCCCCUCCAUCCAGACCCUGUUGCCCACGGAGACGAGUUGCUCCGAUUGUCCCUCGCUGUCCAAACUGUCUUCUGCAGCUUCCUCCCCAUCCACCAGCACGACGCACUCCUCCCCCGGCCCCCCUCCUCCUCCUCCACCUCCUCCUCCUAACUUCAUACCGUACCUCCGGGAGGGGAAAACACCCGCCUGCUCCUCUUUGGCCCCGCCCCCCCCACCGUAUCGCAUCACUAAUGGCCCAACAGGUGGCGUUGCGGCAGCGGAUCUGCCCCAGCGACACAACUCCCUGGGCAACAAGAGGCCUGCCCCCUCCCCCGGAGGCCACACCCCAACUCGAGGCCCCGCCCCCCCUCCUCCCCCGGCCUCCCCCACUCCCUCCCACCAGGCCGCCAACAGGCCACCGCCCCCUGUCAGAGAGACGCCGUGUAGAGGAGCAGCGCCUCCUGUGCCCGUCCAGGCCUCGUCUUUCAGACCGGGUGGCCGAGACGCUCCGCCUCCCUACAGGAGUCAUGGUAGCCCUUCUCUCUGCUCUGACCCCCCAGCCAGAGGAAAACCUCCUCCCCCGCCCACCCGUACCCCCGCCGGCCCUCCCCCCCCUCCGCCUCCUCUCCGUAACGGACACUCCUCCGUCCCUCGCUCAUUUGUCGAUGACUUUGAGUCAAAGUAUUCAUUCCAUCCUCUGGACGACUUCCCUCCUCCAGACGAGUACCGUCACUUCGCCAAGAUCUACCCCAGCAAGGCCCACCGAGUGAUGAGAGGAGCUCCGCCUCUGCCUCCGGUUGGGAGGUGAACUAUGACACAACCUCACAGCUGGGACACACACAAGCUCCAUCACAUCUGAUAGGACGCGGUUUUAUAAGGAGAAACUUCUCCGAGAUCAAAGACCCGUUUAGCCGCCAUGACGUCCUGUACGAGCGCAUUAGAUGCUGAGGACAAGGAGUCAUUUAUUUACAAGAUUUCCCCGUUACGUGAUGAACACCACACGCUGCAGCCGAGC
Gasterosteus aculeatus aculeatus (three-spined stickleback) is the source of this 1420-nucleotide messenger RNA. NCBI's taxonomy places the organism in Eukaryota, Metazoa, Chordata, Actinopteri, Perciformes, Gasterosteidae. The record is from RefSeq and is a predicted model, not a curated record.